Photinus pyralis (common eastern firefly) is the source of this 1510-nucleotide messenger RNA. Its product is annotated as cyclin-A2-like. The transcript has 5 exons. NCBI's taxonomy places the organism in Eukaryota, Metazoa, Arthropoda, Insecta, Coleoptera, Lampyridae. Gene Ontology annotation, molecular function: cyclin-dependent protein serine/threonine kinase regulator activity. Bases 125 to 1189 code for a protein of 354 amino acids. Gene Ontology annotation, cellular component: cytoplasm; nucleus; cyclin A2-CDK2 complex. Gene Ontology annotation, biological process: mitotic cell cycle phase transition; regulation of cyclin-dependent protein serine/threonine kinase activity. The record is from RefSeq and is a predicted model, not a curated record.
UCAGUGGUUAUCCUUGCAAAUUCAGACAGCACGGUCUGUACAAGCAAUAGUGCAAUUUUGCAUUACCCGGCGGUUGUUACAGCUAAUUUAUUGUGAUAGUUUACAGUGCAAUUUUAGAAAUAGGAUGGCAACUUUCUGUAUUGGAGGCAACCCCCUUAAUUUACCACGUUUGAAGAAAUUCGAGGAGGGCACCAAUGCACGAGUACCUCUACAGUGUGUUACGAAUGGCAAUGGCCACUCCAGCCAGAAUAUUGUUACGGAAAAGAAAAAUAAGGUGGAUUUGGAAAAUGGCUGUUCGGGGCAUAAUCUCCCUGUAGAGUGUAUCAGUCUUUUAGAAGAUCCGCCUGCACUACAGCCUUUAGAAGUAACAGAACCAACUGCCGAGGAGCUUUCUUUACUGCAAGAUUAUGGCCGGGAUAAUCUGGAUUAUUUGUUUUAUCGUGAAAAACGAGUCGCAUGGCCGAAACCGGACUACAUGUCCAAGCAGCCAUUCAUAACGAAGCAGAUGCGAACUAUCUUAAUUGGCUGGCUGAUUGAUGUUUCAGUCGAGUAUGAGCUUGACGAACAAAUUGUAUUUGUAGCUGUAAAUUUAAUCGAUCGUUUCCUUUGCGUUAUGUCUGUUGUGCGUGAAAAAUUUCAACUUGUCGGCGCAGCUGCGCUGAUGCUCGCUGUUAAGCUAGAGACGAGCGUUAAAAUAUCGCCUCAAAACUGGGCCACGCUUACGGGGGAUGGUUUUACCGCUCGGCAAAUGAUCAAAAUGGAAAAAUUAAUUAUGAGCGUUUUAAACUUUGAUCUGAGAUCACCAACUGUUAUUUGCUUCAUCCAACAAAUUUGCACUAAGUUCAAAUUUCCAAAUGACCACUCCGCCAUAUCAAUGUACAUCGUGGAGUUGGCAGUUUUAGAUGACGGUAACUACAUGGAUUGUCUCCCAUCAAAACUAGCUGUCGCAGCAAUCUUAUUGGUUCUGUUCAUGAUGAAAGGAAGCGAAACGAUUUCUUCCAAAUUCGUGCAUUGGUGGUGCGGAUACGGUUUUGAAGAAAUCAAACCUUUAAUGACCAAGUUGUAUUACACCCUUCGCAAUUGUCGAAGUGACAAAUUUCAAUCUAUCGAAAAGAAGUAUGACGACAGUACUUUAGAUUUUAUUGCCAGCAUUACUCCCAAGAAUUUGAAUUUUCUUUGUGUGGAGUAAAAUGUGUUUAAUAUUUAAACAUAUUUUUAAACCCGGUAGCAUAAUAGAUGUAUUGAUAAGUGUACAUUUUUGUAUAGGUUAGGUGCUCCCAAUGAAACUAAGAGUAUUGUAAAACCAGUGUUUUUGUGAUUUUCUGAAAGAAAUAUUUUAUUGAUGUAUGACAUAUUUAUGUUCUUAACUUAAUAUAAAUUAUUGGAAUGGCAUUUGUAUAGUUUACGUUUAUACUACCCAAACUUUCAAGCUAUUAUACACUACAAAAUUGGCAUCCGAGGUGCCAGUGCGCACGUGGAUCGAAUCUUUAAAUUACCGUGCGGUGAAAAU